AUGACGGACAUGGGGGGAGUCAGCCUCAUUCUAGGCAUGCAAGUCACGCGCAGCUACGAGGAAGGCACGCUGACCGUUGCGCAGAACAACUGCAUCAAGACUGCAACCCUAUUUGGAACCAAGACGCAGUCUCUCACGGCCCAAUCGACCGUCGAGAGCGAACUCCAAGGCAAUAGCUACGCUACCAGGGAGGCCGUAUACCUCUCCAACCUACUCAUGGAGUUCAAGUUCGACAUCUUCAAGCCUAUCCCCAUUUGCAGCGACAGCUCGGGUGCUCUCAGCCUUGCCGCCAACUCAAUGUUCAGCUCGAGGACCACGCACAUCGCGCUGCGGUUCUUCUUCCUUCGGGAACUGAUCAAGCGGCGCCGCAUCACGGUUAAGCAUUUGGACCGGAACAAGUCUAUCUCCAUUCUCGAACAGAUCGAAGAUUUCGGAUGCUAG
Molecule: messenger RNA, 441 nt
Organism: Ectocarpus sp. CCAP 1310/34
Lineage: Eukaryota; Phaeophyceae; Ectocarpales; Ectocarpaceae
Source: the annotation of a GenBank genome assembly